This is a messenger RNA of Manihot esculenta (cassava), 2038 nucleotides long. Its product is annotated as low-temperature-induced 65 kDa protein. The record is from RefSeq and is a predicted model, not a curated record. Lineage: Eukaryota; Viridiplantae; Streptophyta; Magnoliopsida; Malpighiales; Euphorbiaceae. The transcript is spliced from 3 exons. Gene Ontology annotation, biological process: response to abscisic acid. Bases 617 to 1897 code for a protein of 426 amino acids.
UCCAUCUGUUUAGAAUUAAUAAUUUUAUAAAACUUCAAUUUGUUUGUUUUUUUUAAUUAAUUCUAAUGUUUAAAAUGAAAAAAUUAUGAUUAUAUAAGAAUUUAUUUAAAAUUUUUUCCUUGAUGAAUUUUUUUGAAACUAAGGGAUUUUCUUGAUGUACCUGGACCUGGAGGUGCAGAAGUGAAAUACAUAAUUGAACAAGAAACACAAGGCAGAGAUUUUGAUUGCACAAAUCAGAAGUUGAGGAAUUACAUCGAGUCAUGAGGCUGAGGAAGAGGAAAUUCCUGUGCCAGGGCAUGAGGCUAAGGAAAAGGGAAACAGUUAUACAGGCCUAGUCAUUAGCUAUUUCAGGAGACAACAUUUUGUGACUAGCAAUUAGCAAUCAGAAUUCAGAAAACACUUCGUAGUUUUCCUUGCCAUGUGUAAAAAUGAAACCCACAAGCCCUGUCAUACGUUUACUAUGGACAUGUGACUCCUUCUCUCUGCCUGUUCAAGAACCUCGGAAACUGAUGCUUUAGCGUUUAAAUUUCCCUCUCCGUUGUAAGAGAGGUAGACAAUUUGAGAGACAUUAGGAAAGUUGAUUUGAGAGACAAUUUCAGAGCUCAGAGCAAAAUUUAUGACACACCAUCAACAUAGAAUUGGAGCAUUGUCUCCACUAGAUGGUAUGCACAGGCCAGGUGAAGGUCCGAGAUCUCCAUCCUCUCAAACUGUUGAACAACUUCUGCGAGGUAAUGUAUGUUAUAACUACAAGUUUAAGCAUACUAGAAUAAUGGGUUUUGCAUUUUUCCAAAUCCGAGAAAAUUUCAAGUUGAAGUCCUGUGAGGUUAUCUCUGCAGGAGGGGAUUCAAGGUGGUCACCAAGCGCUAUGCAAUCGUUAGGGAAAGAACAUGACAUGGAGGAUGAUCAUACACCACAUAGAAAAUCCGUUCUUGCAAAAGUGAGGGAGAAGGCCAGGAAAUGGCGAAACACUCUCAGCAAGAAGAAGCACAAUGAGGAUGGUAAUGCUACACCCUCGUGGGGUGUUAGCUUGGAGGAUGAGGAUGAUGAAGAUGAAGAUCCUGAAUAUCUCGGAGCCCCAAUGUAUGAAUCAGAGAUGGCACCUGAGGGAUACAAGGAGACAGCUAGACAGCAUCCAAGAGCAAUUCCUGUCAUAUCUGAGAGGCAUGUUUUAACAAGCAGUGUGAACAGUGGUAGCCCUUCUCAAAAGUCUCCGGAUCCUAGUCCUCCAGUUAACUCUCCCAAGACAAUAAGUGAAACCGUGGCAGAAAAGCUGGCACCGGCUUAUGCCUCAGUAACAGAUGCAACACAUGCGCUUGCUUCGAAGAUUCAAAGUCUCACUGUCUCAAACGCAGAAGCACAAGCACAUGCACCAGCACCAGAAUCGAACCCUGCCACAAUACCCUCAUUAGCACCAAUCCUAACAGUGAAGACAUCAGACCCACCAACAGCGAGUCCUAGAGCAAAGGUAUUAACCCCACCAGCUCUAGGUAUUGUAACAAAACUAGCAAAACAAGCCCCAGCAAAAAUGGAAAAGGCUGAGCCAACAUCAGCUCCUGCGGCAGCAGCAGAAAGAAAUCAUCCUAGCACAGGGGAGCAAAUAUGGGAUAAAGGGGUCUCAGUGAAAGAGUAUAUAAUGCACAAACUGGAGCCAGGGGAAGAUGAAAAGGCACUUUCUCAAGUGAUCUCCGACGCAAUUAGUCCAAGAAAAACUCCUGGUGAUGUCGGUGUGGUGGAGAAAGUGAAAGUAGCUGUAACAUCUUUGCUCCGCAAUGAGUCGUACUCCGAACGCAGAGUUUACCAUUCAGCUCAGAACUCAUCAUCACAGAUUCCCAUCUCAACAAAUGCUCAUGAAGUUAUCGAGGAAGAGAACCAUGGAAGAAUACUUCAGGCCAACUGAAAGUGGAAGUCAUUGGCUACUAAACAAGUUCUAUAUAUGUUAUGACAAGGAGUUCACUAAGAGUAUUUUCCAUGUCCUAAAUCUAUAUUCCACUAAUACAGUAAUAAUGAAUAUGUUUCUGCAGCUGUACUAGAUUUAAAC